GUCCCGCCCCAUACCUGUGUUGUUGUCAACAGAAGACACCAUGGGAACACACCCUAUAAAAGCAGCAAGACGCCCAGCUUUGAAGUGUGGGAGUCCGAGGAGCUAGCCAAGACAAGGGUAGAGAAACCAAGGUUCAUCAAGAUGUGGAAAAUGAUGACAUUAUCGUUCCUCAUGUGCUUCUUCACAGCAACACUUAUCAGGGUUCAAGAUGCUGCUGACGCUGAUGUUGCCUGUGCUGCCUGCACCACCGCAUAUAAGUCAGAUACAGAUAUGGACUGUCCAAACUUGAAAGAGUACCUUAAUUGUCUCGAAAAUGCUGCGGGAACGACAGAUUGGUGUACACUUUCAACAGAAGAUGCCCAGAAAGUCACAAAAGCUACUUGCAAGACAACCUUGGGAGCACCCUGCACAUGCCUAAAGGAUUUUUGGGGAAGUGAAUGCAGAUCUCUGGAGCACUACACUGAUUGUCUCAACACAGCACAUGAUGCAGCAUGUGGAAGUGGUGACACAGCCUCGAAACUUAUUACCAGAGCGACUGGGAGAUCGCAUCCGAAAUGUAGUUCCGGAGCUUCUCCACUGAGAAUGUACAGUGCCAUAGCUUCCUUUCUUCCCUUCGUCCUUGCUGCAUUCCGACUUUGACCGACCCAGGAAUCGCACCGAAUGCCUGCUGUCCAAACGUCCAUCGAGUGCCGUCGCUUAUGUCAAAUGAGCCAAAUGUCAAAUUGUCAAAUGAAUUAAUCCGUAUGAUUACCAUUCUUAAAACUCCUGAUAGAUAACAACAACAAAUUGUUAAGAAAUCUUAGCAGUUUUGUUUUAAUCGUCAUUGCAAGAUUUAAAUGGAUUUUGGUGAAAAAUAUAUUAUGAUAUUUUUAAUGAUGUGUGCAGUGUCAGUUAGAUAGAACAAGUUAUUUGUUAUCACUAUUUUCAUAUUGGAUGUGAUUUAUAAAUAUUUUCAUUUUGAAAAUAAUGCUGCUGCAAACUGACUAACGGGGAAAAAUCUCCAACGUACAUUUAGGCCCAGCUGAUGACGUUUCCUGAUGACGUGGGCCUCCCCAAGAGGAACACUGACAAAUAGAAAAUGUCAUCAACCCUUUAGACACUUUUGCAGCAGAUCAGUAAAUAUGUCCAAGUUAUAAGUUUUGUUGGAUUGUGCGUGUUAACGGAAUUACCUAUGUGAUUGAAGAAUAUCCCUGUAAUAAAAUUAUUUGCAAUUGUCA
Messenger RNA from Haliotis rufescens (red abalone), 1217 nucleotides. RefSeq lists its product as uncharacterized. The record is from RefSeq and is a predicted model, not a curated record. NCBI's taxonomy places the organism in Eukaryota, Metazoa, Mollusca, Gastropoda, Lepetellida, Haliotidae. The coding region runs from base 142 to 639 and encodes 165 amino acids. The transcript has 6 exons.